AUGGAGAGAAGACGUUCUGAACCCGAGGAGCCGGGCAGGCCAGUAACUGUGCUCUUGCUGCCUCAGGGCUACAUCGCUUCCCGGGUGCUCUCCCGAAGAGCCUGCUACAUCCUGAAGAUGGACCAUAAGGCCAUCCCCGCUCUGGACGAACUAAAACGAUACAUCUACGAGAAACAGGCUAUGAAGAACAUGUACUCUGACAAAUACCUCUGGGUCAAGUACAACCCACUGCAGUCUCUGAUCAUGCACAUAGACUGGUUCCUGUUCGGCUCACCCAUCAGGCAGCUCUGCAGUCAUGUUCCCCUGUACAAGGGGGAAGUGGUUGACAAGAUAUGUGAGUACCAGGAAAUUAUUCCUUCACCAAAUGUUUUCUGA
Leptonychotes weddellii (Weddell seal) is the source of this 375-nucleotide messenger RNA. The record is from RefSeq and is a predicted model, not a curated record. Lineage: Eukaryota; Metazoa; Chordata; Mammalia; Carnivora; Phocidae.